AUGGAAUUCACUCCUUCCGACUCUGCUGCCGCUCCCAGCCGCGGCGCCUGCUACUCAUGCCGUGAGUGCUCCGAGCCUAUGAAGGAGAACAAGUCGUGCUACAAGUGCGGCCAGCCCGGUCACCUUUCUCGCGAGUGCCCCACUGCCGGAGGCAACGGCCAGUCUACCGAGUGCUACAAGUGCGGUGAUAUGGGCCACAUUGCUCGUCAUUGCACCAAAGCUUCUUCGUAUGGUGGCGGCAACUACCGAGGCGGCCAAGGUGGCCAAGGUGGCCAGGGCGGCCCUGGAGGAUACGACGGCGGUGCCGGCAAGACCUGCUACUCCUGCGGCGGCUACGGCCACAUGUCUCGUAGGGAAACCUUUUCCAAUCACUGUACCCUUUUAACUAACACUGCCCAGGCGAGUGCGUCAACGGCAUGCGGUGCUACAACUGCGGCGAGUCUGGUCACUACUCGCGCGACUGCCCCAAGGAGUCCACCGGUGGCGAAAAGAUUUGCUACAAGUGCCAGCAGUCCGGCCACGUCCAGGCUGCUUGCCCCAACAACUAAAUCAUGCGGCAAAGCAACACUCGGCUCACCCGAGCUUGAAGUUGGCGUGGCAGCUCUAUGA
Cordyceps militaris CM01 is the source of this 609-nucleotide messenger RNA. RefSeq names its product zinc finger CCHC domain-containing protein. NCBI's taxonomy places the organism in Eukaryota, Fungi, Ascomycota, Sordariomycetes, Hypocreales, Cordycipitaceae. Bases 1 to 609 code for a protein of 202 amino acids. Gene Ontology annotation, biological process: positive regulation of cytoplasmic translation. The transcript has 3 exons. The record is from RefSeq and is a predicted model, not a curated record. Gene Ontology annotation, cellular component: cytoplasm. Gene Ontology annotation, molecular function: single-stranded RNA binding; translation regulator activity; mRNA binding.